Molecule: messenger RNA, 3876 nt
Organism: Oenanthe melanoleuca
Lineage: Eukaryota; Metazoa; Chordata; Aves; Passeriformes; Muscicapidae
Gene: PDGFB
Product: platelet derived growth factor subunit B
Exons: 7
Coding region: 803-1618 (271 amino acids)
Biological process (GO): positive regulation of ERK1 and ERK2 cascade; positive regulation of phosphatidylinositol 3-kinase/protein kinase B signal transduction; positive regulation of cell migration
Cellular component (GO): membrane
Molecular function (GO): platelet-derived growth factor receptor binding; growth factor activity
Source: RefSeq, a predicted model, not a curated record
GAAAAUAAAGACCCGUCGGCUCACUCACCUCUCCUGCAAUUUUACCUUUUCUGCCUUUUUUUUUUUAUUUUUCCUUUCUUGUUGCAACAGAGUGCGAGAGGCAGCGUCAGUGGCUCCACUUUGAGGCUUGUCAAGGCUCAGCGCACGCACACAAACACACUCAUCACCCAGAGCAAAAACAUUUGCUCUCACCUGUCUCCAAACCCAAAGCAAACCUCCCUUCCAAGCAAACUGCCAACACUUGGAAUGAGAAGGCACCCGAGCCAGAAUCUAACGUAAGGGGAAGAAAUUCAGUGUACACUGGCAACUUUUCUCUAAAAAGCAAGUGGUCAAAAGGAAUGAGAGGAGCAUUUUAAGAAGAACUUAAGGAAGAAGAUUUCUUUUUUUGGAUUUCACACCAAACUUUGGAAAAGUUUUUUUUUUUUUCUCUCUCUUUUAUUAUUCUGAGCACCUUCUUCUAAGAACAGAGACACUGUUACCUGCAUGUAAAAGCUUUUAUAGAUAUAUAUUUUUUUCCGAAGGGAAGAAAACCAAGAGGAAGAAUAGUAUGUGGACCACCUAGCCAAAGGCACCACUGAAGCAUCCCUUGCGGCAAGGGGGACCCAGACUCUGGAUGUGUUUAAUUCCGAGGGACUGCAUUUUUUCCCCACCGGGCUUAUGAGAUAGCGCAGAGGCAGCCGAGUCACCGAGAAUUACUUCUGUCUCCCCUCACCACCGCCACCUCCACGUCCUCUACAAGGGCUCCUGCGACUCUCCCACCUCCUCCCGGCUGGCAGGGCCAUGGGAACGCGCAGCGCCCUCGAUGCCUGAGGCCGGGCGGCCGCGGGGCUGUCUGCGGGAAGCGCUUCCCUGCCGGGGCUCGCCGUCCAUGUGCCCGCCGCCGGCGGGGCCUGGAGUCGGGAUGAAUUUCGGCGUGGUCUUCGCGUUCAUGCUCUCGCUGCCCCUGGCCCGCAUGGAGGGGGACCCCAUACCCGAAGACAUUUAUGAGAUUUUGGGUGGCAGCUCGGUGCGCUCCAUCAGCGACCUGCAGCGUGCCCUGCGGAUAGACUCCGUAGAGCGGGAUAGCUCGAGCCUGAAUACAACUCAGCCCGAUCAAGACCCUGUGGCCCUGUCUCGAGAGCGACGAAGCCUAGACGCCCUGGCAGCCGCAGAGACCGCGGUCCUGGCGGAGUGCAAGACGCGGGAGGUGGUGUUCGAGAUCUCCCGCAGCAUGGUGGACAGCACCAACGCCAACUUCGUGGUGUGGCCGCCCUGCGUGGAGGUGCAGCGCUGCUCCGGCUGCUGCAACAACCGCAACGUGCAGUGCCGCCCCACGCAGAUCCGCGUGCGGCACGUCCAGGUGAACAAGAUCGAAUUUGUGCAGAGGAAGCCAAAAUUCACAAAAGUCGUUGUGCCUUUGGAGGACCACGUGCAGUGUCGGUGUGAGGCCGUGCUCCGACCGCCCCCCAGGAACGUCCGUCCAGGGCCGCGUGAACAGAGACGCUUGUCACCCGCCUUCACCACAGCCGCUGUCUCACAGAGGCGGCGAGUGCGCCGGCCGCCGGCACAGAAGAGGAAACAUAAGAAGUACAAGCAUGUCAACGAUAAGAAAGUGCUGAAAGAAAUCCUCAUAGCAUAGAAGUGCUGGCAGGGGAGAGAGAGCACAAGGCAGGUUUAUUUAAUAUAUUUGCUGUAUUGCCCCCAUGGGGUCCUUGGAAUGAUAACUUUUCCUCUUUGUCCAUCUGCCUCGACGUCUGAUUCAGACGGCAAUUGGUGCUUCCCUUCCCAUCAGUGGACCUUCUCCCACCAAAGCCUCCCUUUCAUUUAUUAGCAUAAUUUUAAAUUUUACACACACACACACACGAAAGGACAAGGCUGACCUACAUAUACAUACCUAUGUGAGAACAGAACAAAGUACAAAGGAAACCAUGAAUGCCAACAGCCACAACUUGCGAUGAGAACAGGACAAUUCCUUCCCUGCUACGGAGGACGGGAUGGAAAAUGUGAAAAGGAAAGCGGGUCCAAUUUCUUCUGAGAGAAGAAGAAAAACAGAUGGACAGAGGCCAGAAGGGGAACGUUCUCCCUUUCCCUCAUGCUUCUGGUAAGGCUGGGGGGGCCCAGCUGAGAUCUACUCUUGAGUUGGACCUUUUGGAAACAGGCAGAUCUCCCAUUGCGAGCGGCGACCAAUGAUGGAAAAUGCACUAAGGACUUUUCUCGCCCUACCUGGACAGAUAUAUAUCUAUUUUUAACGUGCGUGUGUAUAUUUUAUUUUUAAAAAAAGAGAAACCAAAACCACUAAGGUGUACAACAUCUCGGGGAACAGAGCAAACAAGCAAAGAAACAGAACAAAGAAGCCAAAUGCAUUCCCCCACUCCCUCUUUCCCCUGCUCCUGGUGCUGACUGGAAGGUGUUUGGAUCGUGGGGAAGGAGCACACGGCGGCAGAAUCGUCUCCACGCCCCCGGCCCCUGCCAAGGGGAGCCAUCUUUGCACAUGCUGGUGGAGAAUUCAACUUUCCAGGCUCGGACUCAAAUUAUUUUUUAAAUUCACUCUGGAUGUGUGCGUGUGUACAUGUGUGUGUGUGUGUAUAUAUAUAUAUAUAUACGUGUGCAUGUGUGUGCGUGUGUAUGUGUAUUUAUACAUACAUAUAUAAAAAUAUAUAUAUAUAUAUGUUCUUAAAUGGAUUUCAUUCCCCAGGGGCAGGGAGCUCAGAGGCACGUGCAUGCAGCAGCUUCACUGGGCUGGCAGAAAAAGAAAAGCACACUGUUACUGCAACGUGCCUGAGAGGCCAGGGAUGGGGCAGGCAGAGGCAUCACCUGAGCUCUCCCUUUCUUGUUACCUUUUUCUCUCACUCUGCACCAAACCCCCCACCCAGCACAACUUCCUUGCAGGAGGUGAAGUGGCACCACAGCAAGACCAAGGACAGCCAAACUUAGAAGCAUGACUUAAUCUCAGUGAGCUGUCCUUGCCUGCUCUGUGGUCUUGAAAGCAGAAUCAUGUCAUUCCCACGAGGUUUUUAACCCCUUCCUGGAUGUCCUGCAUACUAUGCCUACACUAAUCUUUCCCAGCCAAUGUUCCCACAUCUCCCAUUCAUUUUCCUCAGAUCUUCCCUCUCAAAUUCCUUCUUGAUCUUUACCUAUUAAAUGUUCCAAACCCACUUAGCUCAGAAGUUGAUCCACGAUGUGGACAGCUGUGUGUAGGUAUAGAGAAAGAAGUGAGGAUGGUCUUCACAGCUGGCAGCAGCUGUCUGAGACAGAAAUGAGCUCUUCUAAGUGAGGAGGACUCAGAGAACAGCUGGAGAGUCAGUUCCAGGGUCCCUCCUGUCUCCAAGGAGGGAGGAGAACUGUGUGGGCAAGGGCUGGUUUUGCACAGGUAAUAGUCAGUAACCAUUAGCAGAAUUGUUACAUAUGGUGGGAAUUCCCAGCACCACCUAGGAGUCAGGGUCUUGGAUUGUGCUGUGCUGGGUGCUGCAUACAUGAAGAAAAAGCCUGCCCAGAGCAAUCUCAUGGCACUUCUCCCCUCACACAAACACACCCCUGUUUUGGGGAAAUCUCUGGAGGGAGGUGGGGAAAGCAGCCAAAGCCACAGCCUGGGAGCUGUCACAAAUUUUGGAGGGACCCAGUCCUCACCUCCUGCAAGCCCAAAGCACUUCUUGUACCACUGCCAAGGCAGCACGUUGCUCCCUCCCUCCAGCCCAAGCCCUCAAGUCUUAAGACUCUUUCUUACCCUGUUCCAAAAUGUUUCUUUUGGUUUGUAAAUAUGGUGAGGUUUUGUUUUAUUUUAUUAUAAUUUUUUGCCUUUUUUUUUUUAAUGUAAGAUUAAUUUAUACUCAGUACUGUAUUUAAAGUUGUAAAAAAAAAAAAAAAAAAAAAAAAGAGAAAAGGAAAUUACCUCUUGAA